Messenger RNA from Neoarius graeffei (lesser salmon catfish), 12065 nucleotides. RefSeq names its product neurofibromin 1b (gene nf1b). The record is from RefSeq and is a predicted model, not a curated record. Gene Ontology annotation, biological process: regulation of GTPase activity. The coding region runs from base 215 to 8473 and encodes 2752 amino acids. NCBI's taxonomy places the organism in Eukaryota, Metazoa, Chordata, Actinopteri, Siluriformes, Ariidae. The transcript has 57 exons.
UCCAAACAGGUUCACUGCUGCCUGAGUGGAGAGAGAGAGUGAGAGAGAGAGAGGAGGACUUAAACUUCCGGCACCGUCAUGGCGGUACUGUGCUGCUUCUGAUAUGGACAGCAGGAGAAAAGAAUGAGUCGGGUUUCCCCUGAGCGGGUCCUGAGCUCGGGCUGUGAGGAUUAACGGGUCGGAAAGUGCAGGAAGGCGCGGUGUGUGUGUGGCCAUGGCGGCUCACAAACCUGCUGAAUGGGUUCAGGCCGUCAUUAACAGAUUCGACGAGCAGCUUCCAGUCAAAGUUGGGCAACAGAACACGCAUACCAAAGUCAGCACAGAGCACAACAGAGAAUGUCUCAUCAACAUCUCCAAGUACAAGUUCUCGCUGGUCAUCAGUGGCCUCACCAACAUACUGAAGAACGUAAACAAUAUGAGAAUUUUUGGUGAGGCUGCAGAGAAGAAUCUCUAUCUAUCUCAGCUCAUCAUCUUGGACACACUGGAGAAGUGCCUCGCGGGGCAACCGAAGGACAGUAUGCGUCUUGAUGAGACGAUGCUGGUGAAGCAGCUCCUGCCAGAGAUCUGUCACUUCAUCCACACAUACAGAGAGGGCAGCCAGUACGCUGCCGAGCUGCGCAGCUCUGCCUCCGGGGUUCUGUUCUCGCUCAGCUGUAACAACUUCAAUGCCGUCUUCAGCCGCAUCUCCACCCGGUUACAGGAACUGACGGUGUGCUCAGAAGACACGGUGGACGUCCACGAUAUCGAGCUCAUCCGCUACAUUAACGUGGACUGUUCCAAACUCAAAAGACUCCUCCAAGAAACAGUGUUCAAAUUUAAAGCCCUGAAAAAGCCUGCACAGUUGAGCGUCAUCUACAGUCUAGAGAAGGCAUUCUGGAAUUGGGUGGAGAAUUACCCAGACGAGUUCACUAUGCUGUACCAGCGACCACAGACUGACAUGGCUGACUGUGCAGAGAAGCUCUUUGACCUGGUGGACAGUUUUGCCGAGAGUGCGAAGAGGAAGGCAGCUGUGUGGCCGCUGCAGAUCAUCCUCCUCAUCCUCUGUCCCAACAUCAUCCAGGAGCUGUCACGAGAGCCGCUGGAGGACAGCAAGGUCAACAAGAAACUGUUUAUAGAGAGUCUGAGGAAAGCUCUGGCCGGACACGGGGGCAGCAAGCAACUGACGGAGAGCGCAGCCAUCGCCAGCGUCAAACUGUGUAAAGCUUCUACCUAUGUCAACUGGGAGGAUCACGCCGUCAUCUUCCUCCUGGUGCAGUCCAUCGUGGUGGAUCUGAAGGCUCUGCUGUUUAACCCCGCUAAGCCGUUCUCACGUGGUGCAGGCUGUCAGAGCGCAGACAUGGACCUGAUGAUCGACUGCUUCGUCUCCUGCUUCCGCAUCAACCCACACAAUAACCAGCAGUUUAAAGUCUGCUUGGCUUCAUCUUCACCAUCCACCUUCCACUUUGUCUUGGUGAACUCCCUGCACAGAAUCAUCACAAACUCUCCACUUGACUGGUGGCCCAAGAUCGACACUGUGUACUGUUACUCGGGCGAGCUGCGCGUCAUGUUCGCUGAGACGCUGGGCUGCAGCAUUCACACUCCCCUGCGUAUGACGAGUCUGACGUUUAAGGAGAAGGUGACCAGUCUUAAGUUUAAAGAGAAGACCACUGACUUGGACACCAGGAGUCAUAAGUACCUGCUGCUGGCUCUGGUGAAGCUCAUCCAUGCUGACCCCAAGCUCCUGCUGCAUAAUCCAGGGAAACAGGGUCAGGAGAUCCAGAGCAGCACAGCCGAGCUCAUCAAAGGGCUGAUGCAGCUGGUGCCCCUCGCCAACCUGGGGGAAAUUUCCCAAGAGGCCAUGGAGGCUUUGCUGGUCCUGCAUCAGCCAGAAAUCAUCGAGCUGUGGAAUCCUGAUGCUCCCAUGGAGACCUUCUGGGAUAUCAGCUCGCAGGUUCUUUACUUCAUCUGCUCGAAGCUCAUCGGCCACCAGCAGAUCAACAGCACCGAGAUUCUCAAGUGGCUCCGAGAGAUCCUCAUCUGCAGGAACAAGUUUCUCCUCCAGAACAAAGAGCGUGCUGCAACAGGCAGCAGCAUUCCCAUGUGCAGGCAGUCCCAGGCUAAGCUAGAGGUGUGUCUCUACAUGUUCCUGUGGAGCCCAGACAUGGAGGCCGUGCUGGUGGCCAUGUCCUGCUUCAGGCACCUGUGCGAGGAAGCCGACAUCCGCUGUGGUGUGGACGAGGUGCCCGUGCAGACCAUCCUGCCCAACUACAACACCUUCGUGGAGUUUGCUUCCAUCAGCAACAUGCUGGCUACAGGCCGCUCAGCCUUACAGAAGAGAGUGAUGGCUUUGCUCAGGAGGAUUGAGCAUCCCACACCUGGCAACACUGAGGCCUGGGAGGACACGCAUGCGAAAUGGGAACAUGCCACCAAGUUAAUCCUGAACCACCCGAAAACCAAGUUAGAAGACUGUCAGGAAUGGAUCAACAUGACAGGUUUCCUGUGUGCAUUGGGCGGCGUGUGUCUGCAGCAGAGGAAUCCCCCAGGCCCAGCCACCUACAGCCCCCCGAUGGGUCCGCUGAGCGAGCGGAAGUACUCCAUGGUGUCCAUGGGCUCGUGUGAGGGCAAUGCCGAGACGCCGCUCAGUAAGUUCUUGGACCGGCUGCUCUCGCUCAUGGUGUGCAGCCACGAAAAGGGCGUACAGAUUCGCAACAGUGUCAAGGACCUGGUGGGUCUGGAGCUGAGCCCAGCUCUCUACCCCAUGCUCUUCAACAAGCUCAAGAACAGCAUCAGUCGCUUCUUCGAAGCACAAGGACCGGUGCCAAUCAAUGAGACAAACACACAAUUUGUCGAGCAGACCAUCGCCAUAAUGAAGAACCUGUUAGAUAACCACACAGAAGGCAGCUCUGAACAUCUGGGCCAGGCCAGCAUUGAGACCAUGAUGCUCAACCUGGUUAGGUACGUGCGCAUCCUGGGCAACAUGGUCCAUGCCAUCCAGAUCAAAACCAAGCUGUGCCAGCUGGUGGAGGUGAUGAUGGAGCGCAGAGACGAUCUGUCGUUCUGCCAGGAGAUGAAGUUCAGGAAUAAAAUGGUGGAGUAUCUGACAGACUGGGUAAUGGGAAUCUCCAACCAGGCAGCUGAUGAUGAUGUCAAGUGUCUGACGAGGGAUCUGGACCAGGCGAGUAUGGAGGCUGUGGUGUCCCUGCUGGCCGGGUUACCGCUCCAACCGGAGGAAGGAGACGGCGUGGAACUCAUGGAGGCCAAGUCUCAACUCUUCCUUAAGUACUUCACACUCUUUAUGAACCUGCUGAAUGACUGUAGCGAGCCGGAGGACGACGGACAGCAGGUGGCCGGCCGUAAGCGGGGCAUGUCAAGACGCCUGGCGUCUCUGCGCCACUGUACUGUGCUUGCCAUGUCCAACCUGCUCAACGCCAAUGUAGACAGCGGCCUCAUGCACUCCAUCGGUCUGGGCUACCACAAGGACCUGCAGACCCGCGCCACCUUCAUGGAGGUCCUCACCAAAAUUCUGCAGCAGGGCACCGAGUUUGAUACGCUGGCUGAGACGGUGCUGGCUGACCGCUUCGAGAGGCUCGUCGAGCUCGUCACCAUGAUGGGCGAUCAGGGAGAGCUACCCAUCGCCAUGGCGCUGGCCAAUGUGGUGCCUUGUUCUCAGUGGGACGAGCUGGCUCGGGUUCUGGUUACGCUGUUUGACUCGCGUCACCUGCUCUACCAGCUGCUGUGGAACAUGUUUUCUAAGGAGGUUGAGCUUGCUGACUCCAUGCAAACACUCUUCAGAGGGAACAGCCUGGCCAGUAAAAUCAUGACCUUUUGUUUUAAGGUUUAUGGUGCUACAUAUCUGCAGAAACUUCUGGAACCCCUCCUUCGUGGGGUCAUCACGUCUCCUGAGUUGCAGAUGAUCAGUUUCGAGGUGGAUCCCACCAGACUGGACCACAAUGAAGUGUUGGAGGACAACCAGCGUAACCUGCUGACCAUGACGAACCGCUUCUUCCUGGCCAUCAUUAACUCCUCGAGUGAAUUCCCACCCCAGCUGAGGAGUGUGUGUCACUGCCUGUUCCAGGCUACUUGCUACUCUCUACUGCAUAAAGCCACAGUUAAAGAGAAAAAGGAAAGUAAAAAAGGAGGAGGAAUAAAAUCAGUUGUGAGUCAGCGUUUCCCUCAGAAUAGCAUCGGCGCCGUGGGCAGCGCCAUGUUUCUACGUUUCAUCAACCCAGCCAUCGUCUCUCCGUACGAGGCCGGGAUCCUGGAUAAGAAACCUUCUCCGAGAAUAGAGCGAGGACUCAAACUCAUGUCCAAGAUUCUGCAGAGCAUCGCCAACCACGUGUUGUUCACAAAGGAGGAACACAUGAGAUCUUUCAACGACUACGUCAAGAGCAAUUUCGAAGCAGCCAGAAAAUUUUUCUUGGAUAUUGCAUCUGACUGCCCUACCAGCGACUCGGUGAACCACAGCCUGUCGUUUAUCAGUGACGGCAAUGUGCUCGCUCUGCACCGGCUGCUGUGGAACAACCAGGAGAAGAUCGGCCAGUACCUCUCCAGCAACAGGGAUCAUAAAGCAGUGGGUCGACGUCCCUUUGACAAGAUGGCGACUCUCUUGGCCUACCUUGGACCUCCUGAACACAAACCGGUAGCUGACACGCACUGGUCCAGUUUGAACCUCACCACCUCCAAGUUUGAAGAGUUCAUGACCAGGCACCAGGUCCACGAAAAAGAAGAGUUCAAAGCACUGAAAACCCUCAACAUUUUCUACCAAGCGGGAACGUCCAAGAACGGCAACCCCGUCUUCUACUACGUCACCCGCAGGUUCAAAACUGGCCAGAUUAAUGGAGACUUGCUCAUCUACCACGUGCUGCUUACCCUCAAGCCCUACUACGCCAAACCGUAUGAGAUCGUAGUGGACCUGACCCAUGCUGGCCCCAGCAACCGAUUUAAGACCGACUUCCUCUCCAAAUGGUUUGUCGUCUUUCCGGGGUUUGCCUACGAGAACGUAGCAGCCAUCUACAUCUACAACUGUAACACAUGGGUGCGGGAGUACACGAAGUACCACGAGAGGCUCCUCACCGGCUUGAAGGGCAGCAAGAAGCUGCUUUUCAUCGACUCGCCGACGAAGCUGGCUGAGCACAUCGAACUGGAGCAGCAGAAGCUUCCGGCCGCCACGCUGAGCCUGGAGGAGGAUCUCAAGGUGUUUCACAAUGCCCUCAAACUGGCCCACAAGGACACCAAGGUGUCCAUCAAGGUGGGGUCCAAUGCUGUGCAGGUGACCUCGGCAGACCGCACACGUGUCUUGGGCCAGUCGGUCUUCCUUAACGAUAUCUACUACGCCUCGGAGAUCGAGGAGAUCUGCCUGGUGGACGAGAACCAGUUCACGCUGACCAUCGCCAACCAGGGCACGCCGCUCACCUUCAUGCACCAGGAGUGCGAGGCCAUAGUGCACUCCAUCAUUCACAUCCGCACGCGCUGGGAGCUCUCUCAGCCCGACUCCAUCCCACAGCACACCAAGAUCAGGCCCAAGGACGUGCCCGGGACGCUCCUCAACAUCGCGCUUCUCAACCUGGGCAGCUCCGACCCUAGUCUCAGGUCAGCAGCCUAUAAUCUCCUGUGUGCCUUAACCUGCACCUUUAACCUGAAGAUUGAGGGCCAGCUACUGGAGACGUCAGGUCUGUGCAUCCCAGCCAACAACACCCUCUUCAUCGUCUCCAUCAGCAAGACGCUGGCAGCCAACGAGCCCCACCUCACGCUGGAGUUCCUCGAGGAGUGUAUCUCCGGCUUCAGCAAGUCCAGUAUCGAGUUGAAACACCUCUGUCUGGAGUAUAUAACUCCAUGGCUGCUCAACCUGGUCCGCUUCUGUAAGCACAACGACGAUGCCAAGCGCCAGCGGGUCACCGCCAUCCUGGACAAGCUCAUCACUAUGACCAUCAACGAGAAGCAGAUGUACCCGUCCAUCCAGGCCAAGAUCUGGGGAAGCCUGGGCCAAAUCACAGACUUGCUGGACGUGGUGUUGGACAGCUUCAUUAAGACCAGUGCGACAGGAGGACUGGGCUCCAUUAAGGCUGAGGUGAUGGCGGACACCGCUGUGGCUCUGGCCUCUGGCAAUGUCAAACUGGUCUCUAGCAAGGUUAUUAUCCGCAUGUGUAAGAUCAUCGAUAAGACGUGCCUGUCCCCGACUCCAACGCUGGAGCAGCACUUGAUGUGGGACGACAUUGCGAUCUUGGCGCGCUACAUGCUCAUGCUGUCCUUCAACAACCUGCUGGAUGUGGCAGCUCACCUGCCCUACCUGUUUCACGUGGUGACUCUGCUGGUGGCCACAGGGCCGCUCUCGCUGCGAGCCUCCACCCACGGCCUUGUCAUUAACAUCAUCCACUCGCUCUGCACCUGCUCACAGCUCAGCUUUAGCGAAGAGACCAAGCAGGUGUUGAGGCUGAGUCUGACCGAAUUCUCACUACCCAAGUUUUACCUACUGUUCGGCAUCAGUAAAGUCAAGUCUGCAGCCGUCAUAGCGUUCCGCUCCAGCUACAGGGAUCGCUCCUUCUCACCAGGAUCGUACGAGCGAGAGACCUUCGCUCUCUCUUCGCUGGAGACGGUCACAGAGGCUCUGCUGGAGAUCAUGGAGGCUUGCAUGAGGGAUAUUCCAGCGUGUAAAUGGCUUGAUCAGUGGACCGAAUUGGCUCAGAAGUUCGCGUUUCAGUACAACCCUUCUCUACAGCCCCGGGCUUUGGUGGUGUUCGGCUGCAUCAGCAAGCGCAUCACUCACGGUCAGGUCAAACAGAUCAUCCGCAUCCUCAGCAAGGGCCUGGAGAGCUGCUUAAAGGGGCCAGACAGUUACAACAGCCAGGUGCUGAUCGAGGCCACAGUCAUCGCUCUCACCAAGCUGCAGCCCCUGCUUACCAAGGACUCGCCCAUGCACGAGGCCCUGUUCUGGGUGGCCGUAGCAGUCCUGCAGCUAGAUGAGGUGAACCUGUACUCAGCAGGCACGGCCCUGCUGGAGCAGAACCUACACACCCUGGACAGCAUGCACAUCUUCAACGACAAGAGCCCUGAGGAGGUGUUUAUGGAGAUCCGGAAGCCUCUGGAGUGGCACUGCAAGCAGAUGGACCACUUCGUCGGCCUCAACUUUAACUCCAACUUCAACUUUGCACUUGUGGGUCAUCUGCUUAAAGGCUACAGACACCCCUCCCCCACCACUGUGGCCCGGACAGUGCGCAUCCUGCACAUGCUUCUCAGCCUGGUAGGGAAACAUCUCAAGUGUGAUAAGUUCGAGGUCAACACGCAGAGCGUGGCCUACUUGGCUGCUCUGCUCACCGUGUCAGAGGAAGUGCGCAGCCGGUGCAGUCUGAAACACAGGAAGUCUCUGCUCCUCUCCGAUGUUGCCAUGGAGAAUGUUCCUAUGGAGACUUACUCGAUGCAUAACAGUGACCCUAGCUGCAGGACGUUGAGCGAGAACCAUCCAUGGGCGUCUCCUAAAGUUUCAGAGCGCUACUUGGUUGUAAACUACCCCGUCGUGGGCCAGAUCAGCCCUCGGACACGGAAAUCCAUGAGCCUGGACAUGGGCCAGCCGUCUCAGGCCAACACCAAAAAGCUUUUGGGGACGAGAAAAAGCUUCGAGCACUUGAUAUCAGACACUAAAGCACCAAAGAGGCCAGAGAUGGAGUCUGGCAUCACCACGCCUCCCAAAAUGAGGAGAGUGGCUGAGAACGACUACGAAUUAGAAACCCAAAGAAUCUCCCAGCAGCACCACCACCUGAGGAAAGUCUCCGUGUCCGAGUCCAACGUCCUCCUGGACGAGGAGGUCCUCACUGACCCAAAGAUCCAGGCCCUUCUCCUCACCGUGCUGGCAACUCAGGUCAAAAACACGACAGAUGAAUUCGAUCAGAGGAUUCUCUACGAGUUUUUAGCCGAGGCCAGCGUUGUCUUUCCAAAAGUCUUUCCUGUCGUUCACAACCUCCUGGACUCGAAGAUCAACACGCUGCUGUCGAUGUGCCAGGACCCGAACCUGCUGAACCCCGUGCAUGGCAUUGUACAGAGUGUGGUGUACCAUGAGGAGUCACCACCACAGUACCAGCCCUCAUACCUUCAGAGUUUCGGAUUUAAUGGACUCUGGAGAUUUGCCGGGCCUUUUUCAAAGCAAAACCAGAUCCCGGGCUAUGCCGAGCUGAUCGUUAAGUUUCUGGAUGCUCUGAUUGACACCUAUCUGCCCGGGAUUGAUGAGGAAGGUAGCGAGGAGGCGCUGAGGACACCCACGUCUCCGUAUCCACCUCCGGUCCAGAGCCAGCUCAGCAUCACUGCCAACCUCAACCUCUCCAACUCCAUGACCUCACUGGCGACCUCACAACACUCGGCAGGUGUUGAUAAAGAGAACGUGGAGUUGUCUCCGAGCGCGGCGGUUCCCACCAGUGGACGUGCGCGACACGGCUCGGCCAGCCACGUGCAGAAGCAGCGCAGCGCCGGCAGCUUCAAGAGGCCAAGCAUCAAGAAAAUCGUAUGAAAACGGUGUCCUCUGCUGGCCCACACUCCAUGCUGCAUUUCUACUCACACACUCCUUCCUUCUGCUCCUCUUAGUUAGGGUCCCCCCCCCCACCUCCGUUUUCAGCCAUACUUUGCCUGAUGAUCAAUAAAACCACAGGACUAAUGGGAAAAGUUCUCACAUGUUUGGGAACCAGUCAGUGUGUGUUUGAGGAGAAUUUUUCAUAUUUAUAAUGGAACUCUAUCUUCUUUUUUUUUUUUAAAUGCACCUCAACAGCUCUGUUAAUUCUUUUUAUUAAAUACUACAAACCAGGUAUCUAAAGGAAAAGCACUGAAAUUUACAAUUCCAGACUGCAUUUGAGUGUUUUAAAAGCUUUUUUAUGAUUAUGAUUAUUUUUAUUAACUUUUAUGGAAAGUAUUAACCAGGUUGCUCUUUCAGCUCCGUUUAGUCCUGUAACGUUUUUUUUUUUUCUCUACAAGGUUUAUUUCUGCAUACAUUCUGCUUUUCUUAUAGCAAAAGCGUUUUGUUUUUUUCCCUCUAGCAAGUCUUUGGGAACAAAUAGCUCGGUUUUAACACAUGCAGCACACAUUACUGUAUAUUCACAGUAUAAUUUGCACUUGAAUUACAGUGUGUAUGUUUCCAGUCCUGCUCAGGUCCAUGGAUGUGCAGAACUGUUUCUGGACAAUUGAGGGCUAAUGACAUUUUUAAAUAAGUAGAUCAGAUGGAUGGAUGGAUGGAUGGCUUUGCCCAUGGCAGUGUAGGCUUUUUCCCUAAAAAUUGUCUAAACUGUUUUGUUGUAAUAUAUCGGUCUCCAUGAUGAUGAUGAUAUUGCUCAACGCACUAUCUGAUUAUCAACAUCAGACUGAUAGUAAAACAGCACUUGCUCAGAAUGGAACUAGUUCCAUUUUUAUCCACCGCCAUCCUUUUAAUCCAUGAAAUGAAGGCAUGUGAUGCUGACUGAUCAUUUUCUUCUUUUUAUUGCAUAGACAAGUAGCUCGAUUAGAAUCGGUAUUUCCAUUAAACACAUUGUUAGCUGAAACCUAACCAACAACUUUUACAGCAUUUGAUCAGUAUCAGGAGGAAUUGGCUAAUACUCAGAGCGCUGAUGUUGGCACUGUGUCAAAUCAGGGAUGUGUCAAUCAUCUGUCGUGUCAUAUUGGAAAGGGGAUACUUUACAGUCUUUGGUGUGGACACAACACAUCAACAUGGUACUCAGUUGAGUGUUUACAGUGAGUCUAUACUUGAAUUAGCAAGAAAUUGUGAAGCAGUGUCUCCUUGAAAAGAAGAACGUGAAGGAAUGUGAUACUCAUAAUCAUCUGUGAGGAAUUUGUAGCAAAACCAAAGUUGUGGAUAAUGGUGCAAUAUAAUCUAAGCUCAUUCACCAACACUGCGAGUGGGACGAUUGGUGGGACCAAGUCUUAAUUUGCGUCAAGUAUUGAAAUAAACAAGGAUGUUGUGGUAGUUCAGCGUUUUAAAAGUGCAGUUUAUAAUGCUUAAAAAAGCAUCUAAGAUUUCUGAUAGUCCUAAAGUUUCAUGGAAAAUGUAGAGAUGUUGCCGUGCAGGUGCUUUGGCUUGUUUUGGCCUCUUGACCAGGGUGUGUUCUCGCCUCAUGCAUUGUGUUCCUGAGAUGGGCUCUCGAUCCACAACCCUGACCAAGAUUAAUGAAUGAAAGAAACAUGCAAUGCUAUCGAUCAUGCUAAUUUAAUCAUUUCAGGCUUGUGUUAAAGGUUGAAUUUCUGAAUCCUAGAGAGAAGGUUUUGGACAUUUAAUACUCAACUCUGUGUGGGUUUUAUUCUGCCUCAUGUCUAACGAUUUGUGAUUUAAAAAAAAAAGUUAGGUUUACAUGUUUAUCCAUUCAGCAGAUGUUUUUAUCCAAAGUAACUUCAGAAUCCAGAGCAAAGAAGAAAUGCAAAGGAAAGUCAGAACCAUUGAGGCUGUGUUUCUCUGGCAAACGCUGAAUUAUCACCAUCCUUACACAAAAUACUUAAAGUUAGACGGCCUUUCGAUUUCAUAAAAACGGUGAAAUUUAGUUCCCUCUGAAAUUUGAUCAUUGUGAUAUGUUUAUUUCUGUAAUAUCUCACAAAAUAUCAGGCUAUUCUUUGGCUGGGAAUUUAUUUAAUUUGAGGGGAUUCCCGAGCAAAUAAUGUGCAUGAAAUCGCUCGCUUCGUGCAGCCAAGCAGCCAGAGGAAGUCCGUGUGUGAGCGCAUGCGCAGGUUUCCCUUUGAGCGUGCACUGAUGGUUUCCAUCAUUCUGUCGCUAAACGAACAGCUGAUCACACCGAGGUGCUCGCUGACCGCCGAUAUUUAUUAGUUUGGUCCCGAGUUUCCUUUACUUCGUAUAUAACACAACGUCUUUUCUUCUCGCUUUCCGUUACUGUAGUCGGUCUUUCAUGUUUCAUUCGCACACUCACGUCCUCCAUUUUUCUCUCCUGUUUCAAAUUUGUAUCUCACAAUGCCUUGCGCAAACAGGGAAAGCCCACCACGUGAUGCAUGACGUAGUAUCUUGUAUUGGGUCAUGGUGAAGCAGGAAAAAAUAGCGGUGAAUUUCAGGCCAUGUGGCUCUAAAUUCAUUAAUUGCGCUAUUUAAAAAAAAAAACUAAUAAAAUUGGAAGUCUGUGAUUUCGAAUUCAGUAGCUUUCAGUCCACUAAACAAAAAUAACUGGGUGUCAGGGAAAAUUUCUUUUUAUGACCUACACUACACUGAAAAUCUGAAAGGUAGUCUACCUUUAAAUAUGUAAAAGAAUUAUUUUAUUUUUUUUAAUGCAAUCUGCUCUCACAUGCAUACAUGUGAGGUCAUCAACUUCCACUUUGUCCUGUCAAAAGAUUUUUUUUAUUACUUUUUAUUGAUAUGAAUGAACUUUGGUAAGGUGAGAUGGCACUGUGCAGGUUUUAAUGUUGGAGAUGUAUUACUUAUUCAUUCUUUAACGCAUUUAGAUUGUUUUCUUACUAAAAUAUAUUAAGUUAAAUAUCUUUGCUUGAAUGUUAUGUUAGUUUUUUGUAUUCACAUCAGGGCCAAUUAUAUUAAUGAAGCUUUAAAGACAGGUUUGGAUCAGAAAAGAUUAAUUGAUGGAGGACAGAAAGGGUGAAGUGUUAUUAAUCGGAUAACCAUCAGUGUAUGCAGGUAAUAUGGCUUUGCCCUUAUCUUGGGUGUGCGCGCGCGUGUGUGUGUGGUGGGGGUGUGAGUGAGCGACUGUGUUUAGCCAUAGACUUUCACAAUACCUUAACUAGUUAAGUGUAAUUUGCUGAAGUUAUGCAAAACAGAACCUUUUUUCAUCUGUUUCCUGUUUUUUAUCCUUCACAACUGUGCAUAAUUGUGUAAAGAAAAUUGAAAGAGGUAUAUUUACUACACUGUAAAUACAUGUGACAAUAUAUUGUAUUAUUUUGCUUUUUGUACGAGUUCAUUGCUGUAUGUGUACAACAGAAUAUGACUUACUGUUGCAUCGGUAACUGAGACGUCCAUCAUGUUCCCAGCAGUCAUAAAACCUCUGACGAUAAACAGAUGGUUACAAACCGAAGAUCUAGACAAUUGGAAAGAAAAAUGUUGUAUAAUAAAUUCCAGUUACCAUCUGAUUUCAUAUUUACACACCUUACACUAAUAAAGUACAUUCUGUCCA